UGUGUCCAGUGUCUCCAGCCUUGGAUUGUACCAGUGUGUCCAGCCUUGGAUAAGGUUCCCUCUCCGGUGUAUUCUCAGUGCCAUGGCUUCAGCUGCAUGGUCUCCGGAGGCGUUUGCGUGCCCGAUAUGCUUGGAAACCCUGAGCGACCCUGCCACGCUUCCCUGUGGACACACGUACUGCCUGGUGUGCAUCCAGAAGCACUGGGACCAGCCCUCCAGCAAGGGCUCCUGCGAGUGUCCUCAGUGCCGACAGCGCUUCACCCCGAGGCCCGUGCUGGCCAGAAGCAACGUGCUGAUGGAGGCGCUGGAGAAGCUGAGGCUGAGCGAGCGGGACGGCCCCCCGUCGGUGCCCGUGUGUGCGGAGCCGUCCGGCCUGUAUCCCACUCUUCCCACGGGAUCACCGGAGCUCUGUCCGCUUCACCAGCAGCCGCUGGAGCUGUACUGCUGCCUCGACCAACAGCGCGUCUGUGACGAGUGUGGCCUUCUGGGACACAAGGGCCAUCAGGUGGUGCGUCCGGAUGAACAACAACACAAGAUUCAGCAAGAGCUGAUAGGAUUGAACACCCGGAUCGAAGGGAGCAUUGCAGACCGCGAGAGGGUUGUUCAGAGCCUCCCCCAAGCCUCGGAAGCACACCAGGUGUCCCUGCAGCAGCUGAUGGAGGACAGCCAGGCCGUGUUCGGGGAUGUGUUGAGGAGCGUGGGGCUCGGCCAGUCGCAGGUGCUGGAGCUGCUGCACACACACCAGAUCUGGUGCUCCACACACACCCAGGCCCAGACGCAGACGCUCCACCAGGAGAUCACCCUGCUACGCCAGAAGCAGCAGCAGAUCAGGAGCCUGCAGAGCAUCCAGGACCCGCUCAGCCUCCUCCAGGCGUUCGCGGCGCUGGAUUGCGAGGACCCGUGUGUGAGCGCAGCGAUGGAGAUCGUGAGUCCGCAGGCGCUGAUGAUGUCAGAGGUCAGAUCCACUCUGCACGCUUUCAGAGAGGCGCUGGAGAACCUCACCAGAACCAGCCUGAGCCGCGUCUUCAGAGUCGUGAACGAUGCGGCCACUCUGGCACAAUCAUCCAGUCAGUCAUGUGACCCAGGCGUCGUCUCCAGCCAAUCACAGCCGCCCUCUCUAAACCCAGCUUCUCAGAUUACAGAAGUAAAGUGUGCCUCGGUGACACCGGAUGAUAAACCCGAAGCCAAAGCUUCAUCUCCUGCAACGCAAGAACGUCACACCAAUCAAGGCUCUGCCAACCCUGUGGAGGGAUCAGCAUCGUGUUGUCUAGCUAAACCAGCACCCAGAACCCGGGAGGAAAUGCUUAAAUUUCGCACCGACCUUACUCUAGAUCCCAAUAGUGUUUUCCGUCAGAUCCGUUUGUCUGAUGGCUACCGCAAGGCGACGCUGUGCGCGGAGAGCCAGAACUACCCGGCUCACGCGGACCGCUUCGUGUUCUGGAGGCAGGUCAUGUGUGCGGAGCCGCUGGCUGGGGGCCCGAGCUACUGGGAGCUGGAGUGGACCGGGCAAAGGGUGACGGUCGGCGUGGCAUAUAAAGACAUGGAUCGCUCCUCAGCGGAUGACAGUGCCAGACUGGGCCACAACACACACUCCUGGAGCCUCUACUGGUCCGGCAAGGCCUACUCCCUGUGGCACGCUGGGAAAGAGACGGCUCUGGCUGGUCCUAAAGCCAGGCGUGUGGGAGUGUACGUGGACCAGCAGGCCGGAGUGCUGGCUUUCUACCGUGUCUCACACUCUCAGGCCCAGGAGAUCUGCUGCGUUCACACAGACUUCCACGGGCCGCUGUUCGCCAGCUUCCGCUUCUGGUCUGGAGUCGGCUCCUCCAUCACCAUCUGUGAGCUCAACUAGGAGGUGAACAUUUUUACUGAUGGAGAAGAUGAUGAACUCCUCCAUCACUCUCCUCUAUCAAUCUCUGAACUCAACUGAAGAGAAGAUCGUCUUUAGGGGCCGAGAAGAUGAAGAAUAUCAGCUGUUCGACAUAUGCAUUUAUGCCUUUCUAUCUGUUUCUCAUCACUACUUGUCUAUGAAAAUAAAAGCUAUACUAAGGCAUCAUAA
Pimephales promelas (fathead minnow) is the source of this 2056-nucleotide messenger RNA. RefSeq names its product finTRIM family, member 86 (gene ftr86). NCBI's taxonomy places the organism in Eukaryota, Metazoa, Chordata, Actinopteri, Cypriniformes, Leuciscidae. The record is from RefSeq and is a predicted model, not a curated record. Gene Ontology annotation, molecular function: protein binding; zinc ion binding.